Molecule: messenger RNA, 1509 nt
Organism: Talaromyces proteolyticus
Lineage: Eukaryota; Fungi; Ascomycota; Eurotiomycetes; Eurotiales; Trichocomaceae
Exons: 3
Coding region: 1-1509 (502 amino acids)
Cellular component (GO): RNA polymerase II transcription regulator complex
Molecular function (GO): transcription cis-regulatory region binding; DNA-binding transcription activator activity, RNA polymerase II-specific
Source: RefSeq, a predicted model, not a curated record
AUGGAUGCUAGUGGACAUGCAUCAGAGAAUAAGGAUCUUGAGAAGAAAAGACUCCGAAACCGACUAGCCCAGCGAGCAUUCCGUCGCAGGCAAGCAAACCGUUUGAGAGAACUACGAGACCAGGUUAACUUAGGGGACAAGCCUUACGAUGAAACAAUUAAAAAUUUGCAGGAGGAGAACAGUUGCCUCCGGAAGAAUCUCAUUCAAGUCCAGUCUAAUCUGGCGCGACUGAUUGCCACAAUGCAAAAGAUGUCCAGAACAAUAUCAGAUGCUCUCGGCGAAUCUUCUCAAAAAGAGUCAUCGGAAAGGCAUACCAGUUACCAAGUAUCCGCGAAGCCUGACACACCUAGCAGCUCGUGUGAGGGGUUUGACUUGGGCUUGAAAGACUAUGAACUUGCCGACAUUCAGGACACAAGUAUCAAUGAGGCGCAAAUAAUGGCUAUAUUUGACUAUACACAGACUGAUGACCGUACAACUGGCGCCCUUCUCCUCCCAAAGAAAACUGCCGUGAACUCCAAUCUUGCAAAAGAUGCUGUAGACUUCAACAGCCCGGCUCGGCAAAUACCCAGCAUCUGGAGCUUUGAAUACGGGAUGGGCAUUGAGCCGUAUGCGGAUGCUCUGGCUAGACGUGAAGAUUCCGGCACAAUGCGCGGUCGGAGCUGGAUAGAAACAAACUCUCCAUUCUCCGACCACAUUCAAGUUUUGCAAAGUCUAUUAAAAAGCAAAAUAACACAUAGAAUGCCUCCCGAAGGUCCAACCAUGAACCUCUUCUACAAAGAAGUCCUUGUCAUGCUAUCAUUGUUUAAUAGUAUGAAUCGACCCGAUGUCAUGAGAUGGUAUGCCAAAACUCGGUUCUACCACAUUGUCCAUCUGACUGCUUGGCAAAUAUAUCCCUGCACAAGGACGUUCAACGCAAUCCACCCCCAAUAUCGACCAACAGCUUUACAAAUUCAAAGCGAUUAUCCGAGGACCAUAGAUUGGAUCCCAUUCCAAUCUAUUCGCGACCGACUCAUUCGACUCCAUGCCGCCAAUCCCCUGAUCGAUCAGAUAAUCUGCGAUGCCGUCAGCAGCUAUGUUGUUGAGACGUGCAUGGCGGAUCUAAUCGUGGGCGCCCCUGCUACAAAGGUGUAUAUUAGGGUUACGGAUUUAAUUACGAAUAUCGACGAAGGGGCGUCGCCGAGUGGCGUUGGUGGAAAUGCUGCUUCCCUCCCGGUUCCCGAUGUAGCGACUCUGUUUUCAUCGCCGGCCUGCUCUAAAGCCAUAUUCAAUCUACUCAACGUGGAUCGCGGUGUCUCCAACUACAAGGUCGACCCCGCGUUCUUUUACAAAUUUCCAGAGCUGUAUGACCCUCGGUUUGACAUCGUGGCCAACGGCAUUCCAUUACGACCAGAUGUACAACAUCGACUCUCGUGCCCGAAGCCUCUUACACCUCAGAUAUUUCAAACGUACCGUAACUUUCUUGACUUUUCCUACGAUUCAUCCAUCGGCGCGAAUUUGUUUUCUGAUUGA